Molecule: messenger RNA, 1033 nt
Organism: Corythoichthys intestinalis (scribbled pipefish)
Lineage: Eukaryota; Metazoa; Chordata; Actinopteri; Syngnathiformes; Syngnathidae
Gene: clrn2
Product: clarin 2
Exons: 3
Coding region: 51-752 (233 amino acids)
Source: RefSeq, a predicted model, not a curated record
GUGGCGGGCGCCGCGCGCUUCCCUGUCCCGGGGCCGGGGCGACAGGCGGGAUGCCUUCGCCAUGGAAACGGAUAAGCUUUUCGGCCGCCUCCACGCUUUGCGUCGGCUCCGUGGCCCUCCUGCUGACGGCCCUGUCCACAGAGCGCUGGGUCAGCGGCCGCAUCCUGUGCCAAACCGGCGUGGACAUUGUCAACGCGUCAAGCCCGGAGAUGGAACUCUUCACCGGGUCCGUCCACUACGGGCUCUUUGCCGGAGGGAAGACCAAGAAGUGCGGACUGGGGACCAGACGCUCCAAAAUACACAUCUUCCCAAAUCUGGUGCGCUCGUUGAACGGCGGCCUUCACAUGAUGGUGAUCCUCUUCUUGCUUGCGGCGGUGUUUUUCGCACUGGUCAGUCUCUCCUUCAGCAUUUACAACGCACGCAAAGUCCCCUACCAGAGUAUCAAGGGCCAUAAAGGACUCUACCUGUGGAACAUCAUCGCAGCCGCAUUUGGCGGCUUGGCGGCGCUGUGCUUUCUGGCGGCCGUGAGGCGGCACAGCCUCACCGAGCGUGUGGUCAACUACGGGGAGAAUCUUUUCGCUUUGGCGGUCCUGGACGACGCGUUGGACUGGUCCUUCUGGUUGAGUGUCGCCAGCGCCGCUACUCACCUGCUGGUGUGCGGGGCGGUGGCCGUCAGCCGCGUCAAGAUGCCCAAAACCGAGGUCAAGAUGCCUCAGGAGCCCACCAUCUCCGCUCUUGAUCUGCUCUACUGACUUGGAGCGGAAAGCUGAUUGCAUUGGGGAUUCCGUCAGUCACUCAUUCAAUUUAGGGCCGUUGAAUGUGCCAUUGGAAAUGUUUGAGAAGAUUUCUGUCAGGUUUUGACAGAAUUGCACUUUUUUUGCCCAACACUGGCUGAUAACUUUAGUGCGCCUUGACUUUGUGAAUGUCUGGAUGUGUGAAUUAUGGGGAUUUCAAGGAAACUGUAGGACAAGUAGCAUUUUGAAUAUUGAAAUCUUUUGCCAUUAGAAAUGAAUGGGGCUUUUUUGUCACCGAA